Molecule: messenger RNA, 1044 nt
Organism: Corticium candelabrum
Lineage: Eukaryota; Metazoa; Porifera; Homoscleromorpha; Homosclerophorida; Plakinidae
Exons: 2
Coding region: 1-765 (254 amino acids)
Source: RefSeq, a predicted model, not a curated record
AUGCUGUAUGUCCAUCAAGAAAAGUGGCAACAAGAUCUAUUGGUACGCUAUGGCAAUACCAUCAGUCUUAUUGAUGCAACAUACAAAACAACCAAGUAUGAUCUUGCGCUCUUCUUUAUCUGUGUAAAGACUAACGUUAACUACACAGUAGUUGCUGAUAUUGUAAUACAGCAUGAAACAGCUGAACAAAUUGCCGAAGCACUACAAAUCCUCAAAGAUUGGAACCCAGUCUGGAAACCACAAUUUUGGAUGACUGAUUACUCAGAAGCUCAAAUGACAGGCCUCACUACAUCCUUUCCAGAAUCAACCCUAUAUCUGUGUGACUUUCAUAGGGAACAAGCGUGGACACGAUGGGUAAGAGAUUUAAAACAUGGAUUAAACACCACAGAGAGUGAAUCACUGCUAGAAAUACUGAGAAAGAUGGCGUAUGCCCCUCCAUGCCAAGAGCCUGAUAAAGCCAUUGAUUACUUUUACAGAAAAGAAGAAGAGAACUUAAAGAAGAGUGGUGUGCGGCGUUGUCAUGAUCAAGUCAACCAGUGGCUGUCACGAAAGUGGCUGUGUAUUCCUGAUAAAUGGGCUCGAUGUUUUCGUGACAACUCCUAUCAUGCUGCAGUUGAAACAGACAAUGCGACUGAGGCUCAAAACAAGCUAUUGAAAUAUUCGUAUCUGCCAAGGAAGAGAGACCUGACUAUCAAGCAUUAUCGAGAUUCUCAUUCACCAUUUCCUACCAGAUCAAAGAGAAAGAUAUCUUUUCCUAAACUAUAAAGCAAGCACAGACUAUCGUUCCUAUGACAAAUCCAUACCAUCAUAUCUACAUAAUAGACCAUCUAGUAUUGUGGCUCAUUGUCUUGAAAGGAAGUCAUCUGCUCUCAAGUUUUGUGCUGAAGAUGUUUACUGCAAUCCUAUUAGAUCUGGUGUCUUUCAUGUGAAGUCACAGUCCAAAAAAGAUGUUUGGCAUACCGUUGAAUUCGGAUCUUUUCAUAAAUUACCAUCAUGUACUUGCACAGACUGGAAAAAAGAACAAAUUCCAUGCAAGCACUUUUU